ACGUUCGCCAUUUGGGUCGUGACCACGGAGUCGUGACCGUCAUUAAAGGUUAAGGGCCUGAGAUCGUCGCCCGCGACGAAAGGGGAGGCCGACUGCUCCCUGGAGAACGAGCGUCUCGCUCAUCGCUGUUCGCGUCAUCCUUGUGCAGCACCGCAUCAACUGCCGACCGUCGUCACAUCGAGACACAUUUUACUACUUUGGCACUGACGAAACAUGGCUUAUUGAAGAAGAUGAAGGGUGCGCGCAAAGAUAUCGUUUCUCCGAGGAGAGGAGACGGAGGAGACUGCAGCUGCAACGAGGCGAGUUACCAGACUGACUACAGUCGAUUUGCAAAUGGAUAUAAAGUCAAAAUUCAUGCUGUCCCCUGCGAGGGGGACUACUGCUGAUGUCAGAAAGAACAAAGAUGUCAAUAAUGAGCUCCAUCUGGGAACUUUGCGCAGAAGAGAACUUGCUGGCGCCAAUAACAUCCCUGAUGAUGUACAGCCGACAAGGUACAAUGUACAGAAAGCAAAAGAUCUUAUUAAGAGACAGAGACCUAAAGGACAAUAUCAUGGCGGUGCAGAGGAGAAUUCCAAGGUAGUGGAGGAGAAGAUGCCUGAGUAUGGCUCAGUAUUGGUUCAAAGAAGCAAAAAGAACGGCAAUCAUUUGCUGAAUUUUCACUACGAGCGAUAUGUGAUGCGAGAUGCACAAAACAGGGAUGUAGGGAGACAUAAUUCCAACAGUAAUAGAUUGCUGCCACCAGUGCAGCGGCAUAAAUACAACAAGGAACAAUUUGUACAAGCUAGUUGCCAAUUUGUUGUGACUGCAAGUAGAGAUUACUCCUUGCAUUUGACUAACCCAGAUAUUCUUGUGGAUUGGAAAUCGAUUGAACAAAUUAUAUUACACAAUUCAGAAAAUCUCUCAUGUCCUAUUUGUUUACAUCCACCAGUCGCAGGCAAAAUGACUCGCUGUGGUCAUGUUUAUUGCUGGCCUUGUAUUCUCCGUUAUUUACGUUAUUGUCAAGAAACAGGCAAUUACAAAUGUCCGAUUUGUGAUGAAUAUCUUCACAAAAAUGAUUUGAAGAGCGUGGUUGAGAUUACGCGCAGGUUAUUUAAUUUGGGCGAUACAGUCAAUCUAUGUUUGAUGCGUCGUGAAAAGAAUUCUUUGUUUACAACGCCUGUGAAAUCUGCUGUUCGACCUCCGACAACGUUUUUGUCUGUUUCGGAAAAUGCUGAUAAUCAAAUAUAUUCAAAACUUCUUAUCGCAAAUGUGAAUGAUAUUGUGAACAUCAUAGAGUGUGAGAGUUCAGAAUUAGAACUUGAGUUGAAGAUUAAUCCAGCCAUGGCUCCUGAUAUCAAGCAAGCGCUCAGUGAACUAUCAAAGAGGAAAGAAAAACUGUUGUGGCAGAUCGCAGAAUCUAAAGAUGCUCCAUUAACUGAAAAUAUAACGGAAAAAGAAAUUGCUGAAGAAACAUGGCAAAAAUAUGAAGUAGAUAUUGAUACAUGCAAAGAUGAUGACAAGUCUUUAGCAAAACAGUCUUCGACAGACAGUGUUUCCAGUGAUAGCCAGACUACUUCAAGUCCUAGCAAAUUUUCUUACUUUUACCAAGCGGAGGAUGGACAACAUCUGUAUCUACACGCGGCGAAUGUGAAAAUGCUGGAAAAGCAGUAUGGCAGUUUGGAAUACUGUCCACCUGUAAUUACGGGCAAGCUUCUCGAAAAGGAAGCAAGCAUUUGCACGGAAGAAUUAAGACGAAGAUUACGUUAUCUUUGCCACUUACCACUUACUUGUCCAUUUGAAUUAGCUGAAAUCGAAUUAAAAUCACCAUUAGUAUCAGAGGAUGUCCUUCGUGCUUUUCAUGAGCAACUAAAAUCGAGACAGAAAUACAGAGAACAGAGAGAACGCGAAGAAAGAAAGAUAGAGAAAAAGAUAAUAGAAGAAGAAAAUAGACAAAUUGGCAUAUAUCCAACGCCCGACAUAGAUAUUGAAUCCUAUCAACAUUUUCCUCAAUUGCAGUCAGAAUUACAAUUGUCCAACGAGAACGUUCUGUCACCUUCUGAAUCAGUUAUGCCAAGUAUUGCUAGUAGUCCACCAGCUUUAAAUGCAUUUGAAGAAAUUGCUCCAAAACAAGAAACGGAUCAUUCGCGCGAACAAACUCGAACAUUCGCGGAUAUAACAAAACGGUUAUCAACAAUACCAACAAAAAUGUCUAAUAAAUCCGCCAAUGCAUGGCCGGUUGUAAAAUCAAAGACACACUCUGGUACGACAAAUGCAUGCUUCAACAGAGACGAAGAAGUAUUGUCAAAAACUCAUAAGUCGACUAAUGCUUGGCCGCCUGUUAAAUCAGGAAUGCUCGCUAGUACACCAGGUACCUCGAUUAACGAAAAUGGAAAGAAAACUUACGUUUCUGAAGAAGCAAAAAACGAAAGUAACACGUUUGGUAAAAAGAAGAGGACUAAAAAGAAAGGAAAAGGAACCGUACUGUUUACAACUGGUAUGACAUCUGGUUAUUCUUUAUAAUUAUCGUAUAUUAUCAGUUUUAUUGCUAUUUACGCGCUGUGCCUAAUGAUAAUUUUAGUAGAAUUUUAUUGGACCACAAAUAGUAGAAAAUUUGAUUUCAUUUACAGCUCUUGCCACCAUUGUUUGAUGUACUAAAAAUACGUACGGCAUACGUAUUAAAUAUCCUUAUUUGUCUAUACUGAAAUUGUAAUUAUUUGCUAUAGAAAAAGAAAAGAUUGCCAAGGUUCUCGAUAUUGCGCUUACAAAUAAAAUUUUACUUCAUUUAAAUAUUUGUUUAUUUCAUUAGAAACCCCUUUCUCUUCCUCAAACCUCAUGCUCUAAAUAAAACGAAUCUGCGUUCUUCUGGUACAAAUUAAAACGAGAAGUUGAAAUAUUAGGUGGAUCCAUAUAUUCGUUCGGUUUUUGUUAAUGAAAAUUUUUUCCGAGUAUCUCCGGUUCUGGUUGCCUUCAAAAACCGAACGAAUAUAUGGAUCCACCCAAUACAAUCAAACUUCUAAUGUUUAAAUUAUUUGUCUUUUCUAUCUUUUGAUAUUGCUAUGAAUGUUAUACAUGCCGUGUUCCGACAUGCACUGUCAAUACUGAAAAUAUACACAGUACACUAUACAUAACGUUAAUCCCAUGGUGAAUUCUCGACGUUAAUAAUAAACUUUCAAUACUGAUAAUGUAUAUCGAAACAUAGUCACAAAUAGGAAGAAUCAGCAUUUUCUAAUCGUUGAAGUACGGUUAUUAUUCAUAUAUAUAUUGUAAUUUGAAUUGUAUAAAAUUAUCGUACUAUUUUAUAUUUAUUAUCGGGGAUGAAAGAAUGCAAUAUUAAUUUUUGGUAAUCGCUCUAUAUUUAUGAAGUUUAGAACAUAGAAAAUUAACAAUAGAUCGUCUUGAGAAUAAACUGUAAGUACAGUACGAUAAUAAAAUAAAUAAAUUAUAAAGAGUACAUUUACUUCAAAAUAGAAAAUGGUGAAAUAGAGGAACUUGUUUAAAAGACGACGCUAGAGAAAAGUAUGUAAGGAAUGAUUAGAGCAAAGACCGCAGCUAUAUAAUAAUUCUUAUGUUCGUUCAUUCGUUUUUUUUUCUUAAUCAUAUUCCUAUAUUUUUUUUUAUCAAAGAAUGCGUAUUGCGCAGAGGAUGACCAUGGUGACCUGGUUCUUAAUCGCAUUCGUUUAUUUUUUUUAAAUAUAUUUAUUAUCGGGAUAAAAGAAUGCAAUAUUAAAUUUUGGUAAUCGCUCUAUAUUUACAAAUUUGGAACAUAGAAAAUUAACAGACAUUGUCUCGAGAAUAAACUAUAAGUACAAGAUCUGUUGUUUAUUUUCCAUGUUCUACUUCGUAAAUAUAGAGAUUAUCAAAAUUUAAUAUUGCAUUUUUCUUUUAUCCCGAUAAUAAAUAUAUAAAAUAGUACGAUAAUUUUUAUCAAGGAAUGCGUAUUGCGUGCAGAGGAUGCCCUUGA
Messenger RNA from Trachymyrmex septentrionalis, 3940 nucleotides. Its product is annotated as RING finger protein 10. The record is from RefSeq and is a predicted model, not a curated record. Lineage: Eukaryota; Metazoa; Arthropoda; Insecta; Hymenoptera; Formicidae. The transcript has 12 exons. Bases 334 to 2499 code for a protein of 721 amino acids. Gene Ontology annotation, biological process: positive regulation of transcription by RNA polymerase II. Gene Ontology annotation, molecular function: metal ion binding; transcription cis-regulatory region binding.